Molecule: messenger RNA, 8313 nt
Organism: Pseudoliparis swirei
Lineage: Eukaryota; Metazoa; Chordata; Actinopteri; Perciformes; Liparidae
Product: echinoderm microtubule-associated protein-like 6
Exons: 45
Coding region: 1256-7186 (1976 amino acids)
Molecular function (GO): microtubule binding
Source: RefSeq, a predicted model, not a curated record
GUCCCCAUCAGGAGUCCGGAGUCCGGUUUACUAAUCAGCUGGGUCGGUCUGCCUGUCUGUCUAUCUGCCUGCCUGCCUGUCUGUCUGCCUGCCUGUGUGGAGGGACUCAGCUGCAGCGGGAGGAUGCUCUCUCCUCCUACCGGGAUUCAGGACUUCCCUCUGUUGUCAUCCGGCCGGGAUGCUGCGGUCUGAUCCCGGGGCUUCUCCCCUCCUCCGCUCGCUGAAGUUGACUCUCCUGCGGUGAAUAAACCCUCUUUUUUUUAGCCUCUUCCUCUCUCCUCCUCCUCUUCCCCCGGCUCCCUCCGGAACGAUCAUUUCACAGUGGAAAUAAUCCGCUUCUUCUUUUUAAUUCAGAGAUGAUGAUGAGGCUACACACCCUGUCCCCCUGAUUGCUGGAUUAAAAAAACAAUUAUUUUAACUCGCGCACGGAUUUGUGAAUGGGCUCGUGAGCCUCCGCACGUUUUCCUUUUUUUCCCUUCUCCACCUUUCCGCGCUGAACGCGCGUUAAAUCCUUGGAGGGCUGAUGUGAACAACCGGGGUGAGGGGGGAUACCGGAGGAACAACAAACAAACAACCCGUGCUGUAUUAACCAUGGCUGGUACUGAUGUGAAGGAUUAGUGUGAGGAGGGAUUAUCUUUUUCAGGAGUAGAAUCCUCCAUCAUUUGUUUUUUUGUUAAAAUUUAUUGGACAGAACUUCUAUGUUCUAUAUUUGUUCUUUUUUAAUUUCCUCUUUGAAUUUUUUUUUUAAAGAAAAGUAAAUCCUUUGCCUAAAAGCGGAGAAUCUUCCAGGCUGAGGCUCAAAUGAACGAGACUCAGAGAAAAAAACACAACAAAGUUCGUUUUAUAAAGAAAAAAAAACUGCACAGCUAUUAAAUACCAUCAAUCACGAUGGGCUUGUUGUGACGUCACGGUUUAUUAUUUAUAGUGCAAUAAGAGCACUGUGAGUCCCUUUAGAAAUAUUAAAGGAAAUUGCAUUCAAACCACAAGAGAUAACAAAUACCACACUGGAGAAACUCUGCAGGACUAUUCAUUCAGCAGCAGACCUGAGGAGGAAGAUGAUGAGGAAGAUGAUGGCUGAUUGAGAGCAAAGAGCUCUGAGCCACCUGUUUUUUCCCCUGAGCUUCUUAAUUCACCUGCCGGAUGCAGAACUAUGGACAUGAAGAUCUGAUCGAAGAUGGAAAAUGACCAGAUUUUAACCCAGCAGAAGAAACCGGAGUGAACCAGCAGCAGGCGUCCCCCCGUCAGAUGAGCGAGGAUGUCGGACCGGAGCGCCCCGGGCUGCCGGCUCCGGCUGGACUGGGUCUACGGGUACCGGGGCCACCAGUGCCGGAAUAACCUGUUCUACACCGCCGGGAAGGAGGUGGUGUACUUCGUGGCCGGGGUCGGUGUGGUGUACAACACCAGGGAGCACAGCCAGAGGUUUUACCUGGGCCACAACGAUGACAUCAUCAGCAUGGCGUUGCACCCGGAGCGCUCCCUGGUGGCGACGGGUCAGGUGGGGAAGGAUCCCUACGUGUGUGUGUGGGACUCCUUCACUGUCCAGACCGUCUCUCUGCUCCGGGACGGACACACACACGGCAUCGCCUGCCUCGCAUUCAGCGCUGACGGACAGCGGUUAGCCUCGGUCGGCCUGGAUGCCAAAAACACAUUGUGUAUCUGGGAGUGGAAAAGAGGGAAGAUCCUGGCUACAGCCACCGGACACUCAGACAGGAUCUUCGAUGUCAGCUGGGAUCCAGUUCAACAGAACCGCCUGGUGAGCUGUGGAGUUAAACACAUCAAGUUCUGGUCUCUGUGUGGGAACGCUCUCACUCCAAAGAGGGGGAUUUUUGGGAAGACGGGCGACCUGCAGACCAUCCUGUGCGUGGCGUCCGCUAAAGAUGACCUGACGUACUCCGGUGCGCUCAACGGGGACAUCUACGUCUGGAAGCUCCUCAACCUGACGCGAACAGUUCAGGCGGCACACGGGGCUGGUAUCUUCAGCAUGUAUUUCUGCGAGGAGGGUUUUGCAACCGGGGGCAGAGACGGCUGCAUCCGACUGUGGGACGCCGACUUCAAGCCGAUCACCAAGAUCGACCUCCGAGAGGCCGAGCAGGGUUAUAAAGCACUGUCUAUUCGCAGCGUCUGCUGGCGAGCAGACCGAAUCCUGGCGGGAACACAAGACAGCGAGAUCUUUGAGGUGAUGGUGAGGGAUCGGGACAAGCCGCUGCUGAUCAUGCAGGGACACGGCGAGGGCGAGCUCUGGGCGCUGGACGUUCACCCCAAAAAACCUUUGGCCGUCACCGGCAGCGACGACCGCUCCGUCAGGUUGUGGAGUCUGGUUGAUCACGCCCUCAUCGCUCGUUGCAACAUGGAGGAGGCGGUGCGGAGCGUGGCGUUCAGCGUGGACGGGUACCAGCUGGCUCUGGGCAUGAAGGACGGAUCCUUCACUGUGCUGAGAGUCAGAGACAUGACGGAGGUCGUCCACAUCAAAGACAGGAAGGAGGUGAUCCACGAGAUGAAGUUCUCUCCAGACGCAGCGUACCUCGCCGUCGGCUCCAACGACGGACUGGUGGACAUCUACGCCGUCGCCCAGAGAUACAAGAAGGUAGGAGAAUGCUGUAAUUCAGCCAGUUUCAUCACACACCUGGACUGGUCUCUGGACAGCAAGAUCCUGCAGACCAACGACGGAGCUGGAGAACGCCUCUUCUACCGAAUGCCCAUGGGGAAGCUGAUUGUCAAUACGGAGGAGGUCAAAGGUCAGCGCUGGGCGUCCUGGAGUUGCGUCCUGGGCUCAGAGGUCAGCGGCAUCUGGCCUAAAUACUCUAAUCUAGCCGAGAUCAACGCAGUGGAUGCCAACCACGCCGCCGCUGUGCUGGUUACCGGGGACGACCUCGGCCUCGUGAAGCUCUAUCGCUUCCCCUGUCUGAGGAAAGGAGCGAAAUUCAAGAAGUACAUCGGCCACUCUGCCCACGUGACCAACGUCCGCUGGUCACAUGACCUGCAGUGGGUGCUGACCACAGGUGGGGCCGACCACGCCCUCUUCCAGUGGAGGUUUCUUCCAGAGUCGGUCAUGAACGGAGGACCGGACGCCAACAUACAGGACGGUCCUGGGGACUCUAACAGCGAGGAGUCGGACAGCGACGUGUCCGAUGUCCGGGAGCUCGACUCCGACAUUGAGCAGGAAACACAGAUCAACUACGACAGACAGGUGUAUAAGGAGGACCUGCCUCAGUUGCGACAGCAGAGCAGAGAGAAGAAGCAGCAGGUUGGAUCUCUGAAGAGACAGAGAGGACCCGACCAAGGCCUCCGUCUGCAGUUUGUUCACGGGUACCGUGGUUACGACUGCAGGAACAACCUGUUCUACACUCAGGGUGGUGAGGUGUUGUACCACGUGGCGGCGGUGGGCGUGGUCUACAACCGGCAGCUGCACAGCCAGCGCUUCUACCUCGGCCACGACGACGACAUCCUGAGCCUCAGCAUCCACCCGCUGAAGGACUACGCUGCUACGGGACAGGUGGGGAGGGACCCGGCUGUCCAUGUGUGGGACAUCCAGACUCUGAAGUGUCUCUCGUUGCUGAGAGGUUUCCACCAGAGAGGAGUGUGUGCGCUGGACUUCUCAGCCGAUGGAAAGACUCUGGUGUCCGUGGGAGUCGAUGACGGACAUUCCAUUGUUGUCUGGGACUGGAAGAGAGGAGAGAAACUCGCCAUGGCCAGGGGUCACAAGGAGAAGAUAUUUGUGGUGAAGUGUAAUCCCAUGCUGAUGGACAAACUGGUCACUGUGGGGAUCAAACACAUCCAGUUCUGGCAACAUGCAGGCGGCGGUCUGACCUCCAGGCGUGGUGUGUUCAGGAGCGUGGGCCGUCCGGAGACCAUGAUGUCGGUGUGUUACGGCCGCAGCGAGGCGCUGGUGUUCUCCGGCGCCGCCACCGGAGACGUUUACAUCUGGAAGGAGGCGCUGCUGCUGAAGACGGUCAAGGCCCACGACGGGCCGGUGUUCGCCAUGUUCUCCCUCGACAAGGGCUUUGUGACGGGCGGGAAGGACGGCGUGGUGGCGCUGUGGGACGACAUGUUCGACCGCUGCCUGAAGACCUACGCCAUCAAGAGGGCGACGCUGUCCCCGGGCUCCAAAGGCCUGCUGCUGGAGGACAACCCGUCCAUCAGGGCCAUCACUCUGGGUCACGGUCACCUCCUGGUGGGAACCAAAAACGGAGAAGUUCUGGAGAUCGACAAGACCGGACCCAUGACCCUGCUGGUGCAGGGCCACAAUGAGGGAGAAGUCUGGGGUCUGGCCCCUCACCCCCUCCUCCCCAUCUGUGCCACCGUCAGCGACGAUAAGACCCUGCGACUGUGGGAGACGUCGGCCAAUCACCGCAUGGUGGCCGUCCGCAAGCUGAAGAGAGGCGGUCGCUGCUGCGCCUUCUCCCCCGACGGAAAGGCGUUGGCCGUCGGUCUGAGCGACGGUGGCGUGCUGGUGGUGAACGCCGACACGCUGGAGGAUCUCCAGAGCUUCCACCAUCGCCGCGACGCCAUCUCUGACGUCCGCUUCAGCCCAAACUCCGGUAAAUUCCUGGCGGUGGCGUCACACGACAGCUUUGUGGACAUCUACAACAUGCAGAGCAGUAAGAGAGUGGGGAUCUGCAAAGGGGCGACCAGUUACAUCACACACAUCGACUGGGACGCUCGAGGUAAACUGCUGCAAGUGAACACAGGAGCCAAAGAGCAACUUUUCUUUGAAGCCCCAAGAGGAAGAAGACACACCAUCAAAAACUCUGAGCUGGAACGAGUGGAGUGGUCCAGCUGGACGUGUGUUCUGGGUCCGAGCUGUGACGGGAUCUGGCCGACGCACAGCGACAUCACCGACGUCAACGGCGCGUCGCUCACCAGAGACGGAGCGCUGCUCGCCACCGGAGACGACUUUGGCUUCCUGAAACUGUUCGGCUACCCGGUUCAGGGUCAGUACGCUCGUUUCAAGCGCUACGUGGGCCACAGCGCUCAGGUGACAAACGUGCGCUGGGCUCAGGACGACGGCGCCCUGCUGACGGUGGGCGGGGCCGACACCGCCCUGAUGAUCUGGGCGAGGGAGCGAGGAGGCGGGGUCAGUGUGGAGGGGGAGGGGCCUCUGUGUGGCGACAACCAACCCACCGUGGACAGCGAAGAGUCGGAGGACGACGUCGAAGAGGACGGAGGUUACGACAGUGACGUUGCCCGAGAGAAGACGGUGGAUUACCCCACGAAGAUGUACGCCGUCAGCCUCAGAGAGAUGAGGGGAACCAAGCCGCACCACCAGCUGAAGGAGGUGUCUGCAGAGGAGAGGCCUCCGGUGAGUCGGGCGGCGCCGCAGCCGGAGAAACUCCAGAAGAACAACGUCUCCAAGAAGAAGAGACUGGUGGAGGACCUGGUCUUGGACCACGUAUUUGGUUUCCGGGGCUACGACUGUCGCAACAACCUGCACUACCUCAACGACGGCACCGACAUCGUCUACCACACCGCCACCACCGCCAUCGUCCACAGUCUCUCCGCUGGAACUCAGAGCUUCUACCUGGAACACACGGAUGACAUCCUCUCUCUGACCGCCAAUCAGCACCCGAAAUACAAAAAUGUCAUCGCUACUGGACAGAUCGGUGACGUCAGUGAACUGCCAGGCACCACUCCCUCCAUCCAUGUGUGGGAUGCGAUGAGCAAGCAGACUCUGUCCAUCCUCCGCUGUCCUCACACAAAAGGCGUCGGCUACGUUAACUUCAGCGCCACGGGGAAGCUGCUGCUCUCGGUCGGAGUGGAACCUGAACACACCAUCACUGUGUGGCGCUGGCAGGAGGGAUCCAAAGUGUGCAGUAAAGCCGGACACCCGGACCGGAUCUUCGUGGUGGAGUUUCGGCCGGACUCGGACUCCCAGUUCGUGUCGGUGGGAAUCAAACACGUGAAGUUCUGGACGCUGGCCGGCGGCGCUCUGAUGUACAAGAAGGGCGUGGUGGGCACGGUGGAGGACGGCAGGAUGCAGACGAUGCUCUCGGUCGCCUUCGGCGCUAAUAACUUGACGUUCACCGGAGCCAUCAACGGGGACGUGUACGUGUGGCGGGACCACUACCUGCUGAGGGUGGUGGCAAAGGCUCACACCGGGCCGGUCUUCUCCAUGUACACCACCCUGAGAGACGGCCUCAUCGUCACCGGGGGGAAGGAGAGGCCGACUAAGGAGGGCGGUGCGGUGAAGCUCUGGGAUCAGGAGAUGAAACGGUGUCGAGCCUUCCAGCUGGAGACGGGGCGGCAGGUGGAGUGCGUCCGGUCUGUCUGCAGAGGCAAAGGUAAAAUCCUGGUGGGCACGAAGGACGGGGAGAUCCUCGAGGUCGGGGAGAAGAACGCGGCGUCCAACCUGCUGCUGGACAGUCACGCUCGGGGGGGCAUCUGGGGUCUGAGCGCCCAUCCCACCAAAGAGCUCUGCAUCACCGCCAGUGACGACGCCACCAUCCGGCUGUGGGACCUCACCGACAAGAAACUGCUGAACAAGGUGUGUGUGGGCCACGCCGCCCGCUGCGUGAGUUACAGCGCGGAUGGAGAGAUGCUGGUGGUGGGCAUGAAGAACGGCGAGUUCCUCCUCCUCCUCGCCAACUCCCUGAAGAUGUGGGCGAAAAAACGAGACCGCAGUGUCGGCAUCCAGGACAUCCGGUUCAGUCCUGACCGGCGGCUGCUGGCGGUCGGUUCUGUGGAGAACACGGUGGACAUCUACGACGUGAGCGGAGGACCGACUCUGAACCGUCUGGUUUACUGCAGCGACGUCCCGGCUUUCAUCCUGCAGCUCGACUUCUCUGCUGACAGCUGUUACAUACAGGUGUCCACUGGAGCCUAUAAGCGACAGGUGUUUGAGGUUCCUUCAGGAAAGGUGGUGAACGACCAGACCACCAUCGACAGAAUCACCUGGGCAACCUGGACCAGCAUUCUGGGAGAUGAAGUUUUGGGGAUUUGGCCACGAAACGCAGACAAAGCUGAAGUCAACUGUGCGUGUGUCUCUCACGCCGGCCUGAAUGUCGCCACCGGCGACGACUUUGGUUUGGUCAAACUGUUCGACUUCCCCUGCACAGAAAAGUUUGCCAAACACAAGCGCUACCUCGGCCACUCGGCUCACGUGACCAAUAUCCGGUUCUCUCAUGAAGACAAUUAUGUCAUCAGCACAGGAGGAGACGACUGCAGUGUGUUUGUGUGGAAAUGCCUGUGAAGCUCAGAGGCUCAACGCGCCUUCAGAAGCACCGCGAGGAAUCGAACCGGCAACCCAUUUCCAGAGUUUAGAAGUCGGAGAUGGGAAGGGGAUGAGAGUUUUAGAUUCUGGUGGCGAGACAGAAAAACUUCAUGAUCGAUCACAAGACUCCGUAAAAAAAAUUAUCAAAUGAAGAAUCAUCCGGUGUUUUUUGUUUGUUUACUUGAAUUCAAAACUGCCCAGUUAGUCACUGUGAAGAAGAGGUUCAGCUUACAGUCAUCAAGCUCUUCCUCACAAAGAGACCCAGAGCGUCCAGGGGCCAGAUGCACAGAAACUUAUGUACAGACAAGACACAAAAUAUAUGCAUCGCCCCCUGGUGGUUCAUUAAUGAAAUUGCGCUUUUCUGGUCUGGAAAACAAACUGUGGACAUCAACGAAAUGAUAGUUUGUGUCUUUUUAUACAUCGGCCUCCUGGAAUCGGACGCGCCUGUGCUGAUGAUGCAUUCAGGUUACCGUUAGCAAAAAAAACAACUAAAAACAACGUUUGACAUUUACAGAUUGUUUCACGACGAACAAAUACACCGACGGGAAGUGACGAACUGGAACACACUGGGUUUGAACCCAUUUAAAGACGUUCUUAACUGGUAUGGGACACACAGAAGAUAUGAUUUAUAUUUAUAGAAAGAUGUUUGUCUGUAGGCCUAACCCGAGAAAAUAUUUUAUUUAAACUCACGUUUCCUUUCCAAGAGCCUUUCUGUCGUUGGAUAUCGCCACACUUAAGUGCCUUUCUGGGUCUUUCUAUCCGUGUUUCUUUUCUUCUUUAUCCUCGGGAGUGGGACAUUUCAUACACUGUGUAUUUUUAUUUCUUUAACCCACAACUGAACUUAUUUUGUACUCUGUCUGGUGCUACACUGAGAAUGUUUAAACUUAGAUUCAUCCAAAAUGGACGGACACAUACAAAUAUUUUCUUUGCCGCUGCUUUUUUUGUUUUUUAAAAAGACUUUAAAUGCAUCAUGAUCGUAAAAAAAAAAAUUCAAACGGGACAUCCGAAGAAAAUAAAUACUUAAUUACUAAAUGUUAUUCAUGCCUCAAUUACAGUGUGGAUGAGUUUUAUGUGUCUGAACUGUUGAUUAAUAACUUUUAACUGCC